This is a messenger RNA of Bombyx mori (domestic silkworm), 1733 nucleotides long. RefSeq names its product lipase member H-A. Gene Ontology annotation, biological process: lipid catabolic process. The coding region runs from base 633 to 1718 and encodes 361 amino acids. Gene Ontology annotation, molecular function: lipase activity. The record is from RefSeq and is a predicted model, not a curated record. NCBI's taxonomy places the organism in Eukaryota, Metazoa, Arthropoda, Insecta, Lepidoptera, Bombycidae. The transcript is spliced from 3 exons.
UCAAACUUUUGUUCUUGGCGUCUGUUGUCAAAUUGAGAAUAGAUUAAAUAUUGUUUGCCUUUGUUAAUAUUUUUUUAUAGUGUAGUCUUGGCGAAAUUUGUGAUUAUAGAUGUAUACAAUACAAUCAUAAUAGUGUACAAACUUACAAUUCCAAUGAAUUAUAGUCGAAUUUCGACUACUGCGGGACCUCUAGUAGUUACAAAUACACCGAAAGACGAAUUCGCAAAAAAUUUUUGCUAGUUUCCUCGGAAUAUUCAUACCAUUUAUUAUCUACAAUUAUUAUAUCUACCAUUUAUACUGACGCCCGAAAAUACAAACGAAUAAGCAAUUAAGCCUACAAUUAUCUGGGUAAAAUUAUUUAUAAAAUCAAUUAAAUUAUUAUGAAGCAUACACAAGUUACAUUGUUUUUUAUAACGUAGUUAGUUAACUAAAUCUUUUUUUUCAUUUUAUAACAACCAAGGAAAUCUGGUCUGCGGCAAACGUCGCGAAUGCAGCAUUGAGCCAAAACGGUACAUCUAAAACACACGCGUUUCAAAACAUCGUAUAAUUAAAUACAUAUACGCUAAAAACAAAAUUACAAUUAAAUUGUAUUAAAUUAUGUGAAUUUAUAUUAAAAUAAAAAUUUAAUAAAAAUGGUGAAAGUAGUUAAUUUAUUUUAUUUUACAUUAUUUCUUUGUGUGCUGUCCAGUGAAGAAUCUCCUAAGGAUCAAGGAUCACCUAGAGCAUAUUUGAGUGAUUGUCCGGGUAUAACGAAAGAAGCUAUAAUCACGCCGAAGUCAUUAAAACAUCUCGGCAUUACGGUUUUUCGAUCGAAAAACUCAUUCUUGUCGAGGAAAAGAUACGGCUACAAGCAAAUGAAAGAGUUGGCAAGGGAUCCUAAUGUUAAUUUUAUGAAGAAAACGCUACUGUACUUCCCAGGUUAUCUUGACAGUCCAUCAUUUAUAUUCUCACCAGUAAUAGCGUCGGCUUAUACUAAACGCGGUUACAAUGUAUUAUCAGUGGACAUACAUUGGUUCGUGACCACUGAAUAUCCAAUCGCAUCUCGCCUUAGUCGUGCCCUGGGGCCGCAUAUAGCUUCAAUGGUGGUUGAACUCAUGAAGGAAGGACUCGACAUAAACAAAUUGGAUCUCGUCGGGAUCAGCUUAGGAGCUCAAGUCAUGAGCUUCGCCGCGAAAAGCUUCACAAACAUGACGGGAACCAAAUUUAAAAGAGCCACGGGCCUUGAUCCUACAGGGGUCUGCUUUAGGAACCUCGGCCCUGAGGACAGACUGGACUCGUCGGACGUAGAGUUCCUAGACGUGGUGUACACUAAUAUAGAUGGUUACGGUAUGGCUGCGCCCAUUGGACACAUCAAUUUCUAUGUCAACGGCGGAGAGUACCAACAAAGCAUACUAAUACCCAUAUUGUGCACAUUUUUAUGCAGUCACAUCAGAUCCUUUCUGUUAUGGGUGACAGCGAUUUAUCAUCCAAAAUCGUUUAUAGGAAUUCAGUGCGAUUCGGUAUACGAUGCCAGAAUAGGGAAUUGCUUUGACGGUGGUCCGAGAGAGACGAACGUACUAGGAUUGAAAGUUGAUAAAACUAAGCAAGGUAUAUUUUAUUUGGCCACAAAGAACACGUUCCCGUAUUAUUUAGAGGAAAAGGGUUUGGUGAAAGGAAGCGACUCGUUGUCGCAGUAUUUCUUAGAUGUCAACAAGGAAGAUGUGUUAAGGUUUAAAUAAAUUAUUUUGGGCAAA